Molecule: messenger RNA, 1470 nt
Organism: Sphenostylis stenocarpa
Lineage: Eukaryota; Viridiplantae; Streptophyta; Magnoliopsida; Fabales; Fabaceae
Source: the annotation of a GenBank genome assembly
AUGACUGUUUGCCCUACCGACGAUAGACAUGUGGCCGUUUUGGCCUUUCCCUAUGGCACACACGCUGCUCCGCUUAUGAACCUGGUGCGUAGGGCGGCGGCGGAGGCACCGGAAGUGACGUUCUCGUUCUUCAGCACAAAAAGGUCGAAUGCUUCCGUCUUCGCUGGGUUGAACCAGGAGCAGCUUCAUAACAUUAGGCCUUAUGACAUUGAUGAUGGGUUGCCGGAGGAUUUUGUACCCUCGGGGAACCCCCAAGACCCCGUUGCUUACUUUGUUAAGGCCAUGCCCGCUAACUAUAGGACGGCCAUGGAUGAGGCCGUAGCGAAAACGGGGAGGCGCGUCACUUGUUUGGUUUCUGACGCGUUCUUUUGGUUUUGUGCUGACAUGGCUGACGAAUUGCAUGCCAAGUGGAUUCCUCUGUGGACCGCAGGGCCUCACCCUCUCCUUGCUCACAUUUCUUCUCAUCAAAUCAGGGAAACGUUGGGCCCCGAUGGAGUCAUUAAAAACAAAGAAAUCGAUUUCCUUACUGGUUUCAAUGGGUUGAGGGCUUCUGACUUGCCUGAAGGAUUAACUGAAGAGCCUGAAGACCCUUUUUCAAUGAUGUUAGACAAAAUGGGAGACGCUUUGCCGCGAGCAACCGCAGUUGCCAUAAACUCCUUCAAUGCAGUACACCUUCCUAUUGCGCACGAACUAGAAUCCAGGUUCCACAUGCUUCUGAAUGUUGGUCCAUUCAUUCUGACAACACCACAAUCUGUUACUCCUGAUGAUGAAGGGUGCUUACCCUGGUUGGAAACGCAAGAGGAAAGGUCAGUGGUGUAUAUUAGCUUCGGAAGUUUGAUAAUACCACCACAAGAGGAGUUGUUUGCAUUGGCAGGUGCCCUAGAAGAAGGUAAGUAUCCAUUUAUAUGGGCCUUUAGGGGUAACCCUGAGAAACAAUUGCCACAAGGGUUCUUGGAAAACACUAAAACGCAAGGGAAGGUCGUAGGCUGGGCCCCGCAAAUGCAAAUCCUUAAACAUUCAGCAAUUGGUGCGUGCAUGACACAUGGUGGAUGGAACUCUAUUUUGGAUUGCAUAGUUGGUGGUGUGCCUAUGAUUAGUAGGCCAUUUUUUGGAGAUCAGAUGUUGAACACUGCUACACUUGAACAUGUGUGGGAGAUUGGUGUGGGACUUGAAAACAAUGUUUUCACUAAAGAAGAAACUCUGAGAGCUUUGGAAUUAAUCAUCACAAGUGAGAAAGGGAAGAUGAUGCGGGAGAAGGUAGUGGAGCUCAAGGAUUUUGCAAUGGAAGCAGCGGGACCUGAAGGUGACUCUACCAAGAAUUUCUGUACUUUUGCUGGUAUUCUUUCAGGUACACAUUCUGAGAAACUGCACCAGCAUCCACAUGGUUUCAGAGGUAUCCGCAGCAAAAUUGCAGGCGCAUUUGCUGCCGCACAAAACAAAUUUAAUCGUCGACACCAUCCAAAGCAUUAA